This is a messenger RNA of Oreochromis aureus, 1599 nucleotides long. Its product is annotated as homeobox protein DBX1-B-like. The record is from RefSeq and is a predicted model, not a curated record. The transcript has 5 exons. Gene Ontology annotation, biological process: cell differentiation in spinal cord; regulation of transcription by RNA polymerase II. Lineage: Eukaryota; Metazoa; Chordata; Actinopteri; Cichliformes; Cichlidae. Gene Ontology annotation, molecular function: DNA-binding transcription factor activity, RNA polymerase II-specific; DNA binding. Bases 445 to 1371 code for a protein of 308 amino acids.
GUGCUGUUUGUUUAUGUUUUUACUCACAGGUUCAGAGGGACAUCUUAUUUAUCAAUUACAAGCCACUGUGUUGAUGUUGGCGCAGGUGUGAGUGCAUUAGUAAUACCAUGGCAUCAAGAACACUGGACGCUGUAACCUCUACUGUCUCUAGCAGAGAAACUGGGAAAAUAUAACAUUUGAAAAGUGUUAUUUUUAGAGGUCCUGUGAUGAAAUUUAUGGGUGCUUGAGCACUCCCAUAAAGGGUGUAAAAUCGCCAAUGAGGCAGAGAGAUGGGCUGAGGGUUGAACUUGUCCGCGCGCACACGCUCGUGCGCAAGUGUGUGCGUUUUUGUUUGUGGAAUCGGUAUAAAAACCUACGAGGACGAAGAGCCACCGAGCAGAUGUCUGGACUUCCCUAUUUCUCCUGAAGAAAUCUCAGCAAAAUAAGAAUUUUGUUCGGACAACGAUGAUGUUUCCCUGCGCUGCUCUGUCGCCUACUCUUUACCCGGGUUUCCUGCGUGUCCCAGCUACUCUCUCCGCGUCACUGAGCGAAUCGGCGGCUCAGGGAAGAGGAACCGGCUUUCUGGUAGAAGAUCACAUAAGCCAACAUGUCGGCUACAUACAUCGAACUUUCUCGUCCAUUCGUUCCGGAGACAUUGUGCCGUUCAGUGCGGGCUCAAGGUCCUUUCCACGUACAACAGAACCAAGCACGGAGACAUCCGGUCAAGUCAGCCGCAGCAGCCCCGGAUCUGUGUACGCCGCCAGCCCGGACUACCUGAAGUUCGGCGUCGGUACGAUCCUGGCACCUUCUACAUGGAGUCUCCAGAAUCUUCAGACAAAGUCGCUCUCUCUGCCUUUUUUAGACAGAAGCCUUUAUCCUUACCUCAGAGCCUCUGAUUUCACAGCCUCCGCCUCUGUGGUUCCUGUCCCAGGAACAUUUUCAUGGCCCCUGAGCCCCAGAGGGAAGCCCAGGAGGGGCAUGCUGCGGCGGGCUGUGUUCUCAGACCUCCAAAGAAAAGGUUUGGAGAGAACCUUCCAGAAGCAAAAAUAUAUUAGCAAACCAGACAGGAAGAAGCUUGCGAGUAAACUGGAUCUUAAAGACACCCAGGUGAAAAUCUGGUUCCAAAACCGCAGGAUGAAAUGGAGAAACUCCAAGGAGAGGGAGCUGCUGUCAACGGGUGGCUGUCGGCAGCAAACCCUCCCAACCAAAACCAAUCCCCACCCAGAUCUCACUGAUGUGGGCAGCACGUACAGCCACAGGCUGAGCAGGACUGCACCAUACAACCACGAGUCACAUUUCUGUUGUCAUCAUCGUAACCCUUCAACUCUAUCAGAGUCAGGCAAACAAUCAGAACUGUCAGAGUCAGACAGUGAAGAAAUCACAGUUUUAUAAGAGAUUCUGAUUAAUGGAGUAUUCCUAGAAGAUGAUGGAAGAAAAUUCAGAAGUGCAUGAAUUAGCUCUCCAUUUUCCCUCUAUUUGUUUGUACAGUGUUGUUUAUAUUACCUUUAUAGCAUAUCUGCACACACUAAUUAAAGUAUACUGAGCACUUUUAGAUUUAAUAUUUGUAGAUUAUUUUUUUAAACUCUAAAUAUACAAAAUGUUCUUUCAUUCAUAUUUGUA